UUCAUUUUGAAGGUGUCCGCCGGAAGUGUUGGACGGUCCUCAGCACGUCACAAUUGACGCGGCAACAAUUUGGUCCUCGGCGAACAUUUUAGCACCCAAAAAGUUUCCAAACCGCAGCGGUAACUCUUUGACUGCCACUUGAGGGGAUCGUACCUUUUUUUUUCUUCCCUUCGCCGAAAAGAGGAAGUGAAUCCCGGGAAGCUUGUGACCGUCUUCUGUGGCGCUCACAUGACUGUCGGCGUCAGCUGUUGCCGUCUGAUGGUCGCAGAAGCUCCGAGAGCUUCGCCGCGGUCCGCCGAUGAUCUCCUCCCCGGACUUGCUGCCUUUCACCGUGCAGGGGGGCUUCGGCGACCCCGAGGACGGCGAGGCGGAAGGAGCGCACCGCCGCCCGGCCGGGGGGCUUUUCCCCGAGGAGUUCUCCGUGCCGCCGCCCCCCGGCUGCGAGGGCCACCCGUGGAGCUCCGCGGCCCCCUUUCACAAGGACUUCGUGUUGGUGGCCGAGUUCUCCGAGCAGUACUGGCCAACGUCCACCAGGUGGGGCCCACACCGGUGAUGACCAUACCCGAGGAGGCGGGCGCCGGCGGCUCCCUGGACCUGAACUACUUCUCCGUGCGCAUCAUGUCCGUGGACUACCAGGCGUCGGGCCCGGGAGGACCUUCGCCGUCCGCGUCCGGGCCGCGCCUCAACUUCAACGAGGACUCGGAGGUGGUCCUGGGGGACUCGGCCGAGCGGGCCUUUGCGUACGUGCGCCACGUGACGCUUCUGGACCCGGCGGCCCGCGGAAUGGUGCGUCCUUUCUGCUUGGCCUACGUGUGCUCGCAGCAGGCCAAGAUCAUGGACAACUUCGGCCGGCUGUCGGCCGGCUUUGGCCGGGCGGCCGACAGCCUCAAGACGGGAAACCGGCAGGCCUUCUCCUUGGAGCUGCACGGCGAGCUGCACCGGAUGCAGUACGAGCGCCUGGCCCUGCUGCGGGACGCCGGCAUGGGGGAAAAGCGCCAGGAGCUGGAGGCGCUGGAGCGAGCCAUGGCCGUGCACCAAGAGCUCCUCCGCCAGGUGGCUUGCUACCCCAACAGGAAGUUGAAGCGGCCCGACUUCCUGCCCUACGAGCCGGCCGACGCCCGGACGGACGCACCCGCCGCGCCGCCUCCCGUCGGCUCCGAGCGGCGGCUGAAGCCGAUACGGGAACUCUGCAACGGCUACUUCCUGUCACUGAUGACGGAGCAGCUGGCGCGAACGGAGCUCCGCCUCCGCGGCGAUGUCGCCGCCCUGCGAGGUGCGAGCAUCACGCGCUCGCUGCGGAGGAGACUCAAAUUGACCAACUUCCUCUUUGAGCAACCCGAGGAUGAGGAAGAGGAGGACGACGGAGAGGAGGAGAUGUCGAGGGAAAGCGCAAAUGGGCCGAGCUCCGAGUCGCGAGCUGAGGCGGAGGAAGCGGCGAGCGGCGAGAUGACGGGAAGCAUCAGCAGCGGAGACAGCUUCCAAGUGAUGGCCACCGAGCGAUCCUACAGGACGCUGGCGGCCCCCGCCGUGCCUCUCGCCUCCUCGCUCGACGCUGCGCCGAGUGACGGCGAACCUUUGGCCACGAGCGGCGUUUGGCCGGCCAGCCGUGACACGCCUCCCCCCUCCUUCCAUUCGCCUCCUGUGAGCGGGAGGGCCAACGGCGAGGACGGCAUCGAGGUCCUCGGCGCCACCGAGUCCAUCGCUCCCGAAGACCUUGCCGCCAUUUCUGAGGAGGAGCCGAGCGAAGAUGACGAAACGGCGAAGAGCGCCGAUCGGACGCCGGCCAAUUUUCCGUCGGGGCGGCGGUCUUUAGCGCAGAGCGAAAAGGGGGCAGGCCGGGACGAGGCGGGGCUCCUGGCGCGGCGCUUCAGCGAGCGUCACUCCUUCUCUCAGCAGGUGGUCUUUUGCCUGCUGAGCGGCCGUCCUCUGGUGCUGCUGUCGGCAGACGAAGGCAAACUGAGGAGCGCGGCGGAGGCUUUGACCCUGUUCCUGCCGGCUCCCGCCGGCGCCGUCGCGCCCUGUUUGCGCGCGCCGCCGCGGCUCGCCGACCUGCUCCAGUGGAGGCUGAUCGGAUUUCACAGGUCUCGGUCCUCGGACCCGCUCGACUGGCUGGCUCGUUACGGUCGCUACCUGGCCGUGCUGGACUUGGACCGCAGGACGCUGCGCUGCCCGCCUUACUCGGGUUCGCUGGCGGGCUUGCUGGUGGGCUCGGCCGCGCCCGCCGCCGCCUUUCUGCCGCGCGUGCGGAGCGGCCUGACGGCGCUGGCCAAUCGGGUGCUGCUGUUUACGUUCGGCCGGCGAGGAGACGACGACGGUGACGACGACAGGCUGGACGCCGGCGACCUGGCCGUGAUGCGCUUCCUGUCUGACCUCAUCAAGCGUCGGCACGCCGGACGCGGGCCGCCGGCGUUGCGCUUCUCCUACGUGGCCCUGCGCCUGCACAAGGACACGAGUGCCGCGUAGGGUGGCAAGUGGGCGGAGCCAAUCCCCCCAAAUACACAAAAGGGGCGGGGCGAACCAGACAACACCGGUCAAUUAUUAAUACUGCAGCACGUGCAAAAAAGAAAAAAAUAACUCUCAGCUAAAAACGCACGCAGAAGCCCCCCCUAGCCGCCCCCCCGUGUUACAUUGAAU
Molecule: messenger RNA, 2634 nt
Organism: Hippocampus zosterae (dwarf seahorse)
Lineage: Eukaryota; Metazoa; Chordata; Actinopteri; Syngnathiformes; Syngnathidae
Gene: smcr8b
Product: Smith-Magenis syndrome chromosome region, candidate 8b
Exons: 4
Coding region: 229-2463 (744 amino acids)
Cellular component (GO): guanyl-nucleotide exchange factor complex
Molecular function (GO): GTPase activator activity
Source: RefSeq, a predicted model, not a curated record